AUGGGGGUGAGUAGGAAGAGGAUCACUGGUGGUGGUGGUGGUGGUGGUGGUGGUGGUGGUGAUGAUGAUGGGGGUGAUGGUGUUGGUGAUUAUGGGGGUGAGGGGGAGGUGGAAGUGGGGGAAGAGGUGGUAGUAUUUUUUGCCGUGGAGGAGAGGAAGAGGAGGUGGUGUGAUGGGGGAGAGGAGGAGAAGGAGGCACCUGACUUCGUAAAGAAGCAUCUCAGUGAUGCCUGCAUCCAAUUGAGUUUCCACUGUUCAAGGGUGUUGAAAGAAUUGGCUAUUUCUAUCAAGACAAUGAGGAGAUCUUUCAAAAUAGAUUUGUCAAUUGGAGAGAUGAAAGAUGCUCUACUAGAGCUCCAAAAUGUUUUAAAUUCUCUCUCUACCCUUCUCAGUACUCCACCUCCAUCAUCAUCACCUGUAGCAGAAAAUUCUGAGGAGAUGAAAAACCCAAUUUCAACACCUACUAUUGUAUCUCUGGUGGAGAGAGAGGUAAUUUCCUAUCCAUCUAUUAAUGCUUCUCGUCGGCUGCUUCAAUUUGCUGUAAGAGAAGCAGUGGGUACUUUACGGCCAUCAAAUUUAAGAACAGAGGCAUCUUCAAAGCGUCUUCGGUCUGUGGUUUCUACAGCAACUGUAGAUUCAUCAACAGAUGAGCAGCCUCAGAGAAUAAAGUCUGUUGCAAGGGUGCCAAAUGCAAUGGCAACUGCAAUCAAAGCUGCAGCGGAGGCUGCGGAAGAUGUAGUUAAGGUUAGAUGUUCGGGGAAUGUGUUUGACCGUUUGGGUCAUAGUAUGGACGUUUCACGGGUGACCGACCAAUUGCCAGAAUUUAGGUCAUCAAACAUUAUGGAAACAGGUUUUGAUCAGACUCCAGGCUUGACUCACUCAGAUUAUGUUCGAAGACAUGAAUAUGAUGAAGAAGUCAACGGGAAUACGGCACUAUUGGACAGGGAAGCAGAAUUGGCUUCCGAUUCUGCAUCUGAUAAUGAUGGGUAUGAAGAUAUCAAUGUCGUGGGUCAUGGAGUCAGAGAUGCUUCUCAGACCGGCACAUCUAGUGGGAAGGAGAGGGAAUCGCUGACGGUGGAGUACAGUGUAGCCAAGAACAAGGAUGAGGUUGCAAGGAAAAAAUGGAUGCAAGAUCAGGUUCCUCCUAAUACGAUCACAAACACAUCUCGUAAGAUUGUGAAUAUCUCUGUGAAUGUAAACACAUGGAAACCACCAUAUUACCAGGAACCAAGGGAGAUCGCAGAAAUCAAGAACUGUAAAGCUGUUCAGGAGACUCAGGUGGUUGCAGGGAAACCUGGUGCUCAGCUGUCAAAGGAGAAUAACAACAUUGUGGCUGGUAAUGAACAUGAAUCAUCCAUUACACAUUCUCAGAGAGAGUCUCUGAAGACUCUGUCUACCCCCCCUGGUUCAUGUUCUACAGGUCGUCCUUUGGAGGAUGCUGAAUCUAGGACCAUCUAUGUUAGCAAUGUUCAUUUUGCAGCCACCAAGGAUGCUCUUUCCCGGCAUUUCAAUAAGUUUGGGGAAAUUCUAAAAGUUGUUAUUGUGACUGAUGCAGCAACUGGGCAACCAAAAGGGUCGGCCUAUGUGGAGUUUAUGCGCAAAGAAGCAGCUGAGAAUGCUUUGUCUCUGAACGGCACCUCCUUUAUGUCACGCAUUCUGAAGGUUGUCAAGAGAGGCUCUGCCAGUCAAGAAACUGCUUCUAUGAUGACUUGGCCUCGCAUGCCCCGAGCAUCACCAUUUGCUGCUAGGCUUGCGAGAGUUCCUUUUCCAAGGGGCAUCCCAGGUGCAUUCAGGGCUCGUCCCCCAAUCAAAUCUGGUGCCCGGAGCUUGCAGUGGAAGAGAGAUUCCCAAUCCACAACAGGUGGGGAGGGCAGUGCAAGUGUCCAGCAUGGAUCCACACUCACCAACAACAAUGUUCCAUCUGCUGCCCGGAGUCUCACCUACAUUCGUACAGGACCUAAUAAGCCAGAAGGAAAUUCUGCCCCUGCUCCUGCUUAAUUUAUCAGUUUUUUUCCUGGCUGCCUGAUUACAUUCAGAAUGUUCAUUUCCAUAAUAACAAGCCAAAAUCCGAUGACAAUUAUCUGAAGCCUUAUAUCAUCAAAAUCAGUUGCUGGGAAGAAUUAUACUGGUUUCGAUUUCUGUGACUGCCACAUUGACAAGCAUGAUCUGAUUUGGUGGUCACUUUGAAGGGGAUUGGGUGAAAGGGGGGGGGUUUAAAACUUCUUUUAUUUUGUUUUCUGUUUUUUCGGGGAUGAGGGCACAGUGGACAUUGAAGGAAAGGAGUGGAAGGCUGUGACAGUUUCCUUAAUUCUUCUUUUGUCACCCAAGUGCCUUUUUGCGGGGAGAAAUGAUGCUAUUUGUGUAGAAAGAAAUAUGUGAAUAUGGAGAGAAGUGCUAUCCUGGGCUUUGGAGGCUUUUGCUGCUUGCCUUUGUCCAUAGGUAAUCUUUAAACUUCAGUUAAGGUGUUAUUUGCACUCGCCUAGGGGGAAAAAAAGAAAACAAAAUGAAGCAGAAUAAAAUUACAAAAGUUCACUCUGAUGGUGUCUGUUGCACUUAUUUCUCAUCCUGUAUAUUUCUUUACAUCUUGUGUCAGUAAAACAUCAAUUUUCUUUUUCCGACUUCA
Macadamia integrifolia is the source of this 2623-nucleotide messenger RNA. RefSeq names its product nucleolin 2-like. Gene Ontology annotation, biological process: malate transport; regulation of mRNA stability. The record is from RefSeq and is a predicted model, not a curated record. Gene Ontology annotation, cellular component: cytoplasm; nucleus. Bases 1 to 1998 code for a protein of 665 amino acids. Gene Ontology annotation, molecular function: poly(A) binding. NCBI's taxonomy places the organism in Eukaryota, Viridiplantae, Streptophyta, Magnoliopsida, Proteales, Proteaceae. The transcript has 8 exons.